Molecule: messenger RNA, 6812 nt
Organism: Copidosoma floridanum
Lineage: Eukaryota; Metazoa; Arthropoda; Insecta; Hymenoptera; Encyrtidae
Gene: wake
Product: ankyrin repeat and fibronectin type III domain containing protein wide awake
Biological process (GO): establishment of mitotic spindle orientation; signal transduction; regulation of establishment of bipolar cell polarity
Cellular component (GO): spindle
Molecular function (GO): protein binding
Source: RefSeq, a predicted model, not a curated record
UCGCCGGCAGCGCGUCCUUGCUCUCGACAUCAGUUGAAAUUAAACUCUUUCGUUGUUUUAUUUUUUUUUACUUUUUUUUUUUUCGUUAGUGUGCAUUUUCGCGCAAAUUGUCGCAAGAUGAUGGACUUAUCGAGUACACGCGCUCGGGUGACAUUCCGGAGCUUGACGUCUCUGCGGUAAUUAAACUGUCCUGCGGCAAGGACUAAACGAGUGGCUUGUACAUAGUGUAGUUUCGUGUAUCCAUGCGAGUGUAUAUAUAUAGGAGACGCAGGAUAUUACCUCAUACCUAACGUAUCUAUAUAUGUUGGUAUAACAUGUACGCGAAGAGGAAUUUGGGAGAAGACGAUGCUUGGAAUGCGGCCGUUUGCACUUUUGGGUCUGUUCGGCGUCGGUAAGGAAGGUCGCACGCUCGAGACAUCAAAAAUUGCUCCGUGUUUUUUUUGACGGCUUAUAUAUUGCGUAGUUUGAAAAGUAUCGUGAUGUGCCAAAACCAAAGAGGAAUCUGCAAAAACUCGCCGAGCAAACGUCAGCAGGUACUCCCGGCCAAAUGAAAUUUCGCAAAUCUUCCGGCGCCCGCGUCCACCGGAGCCCCGAGAUGGACCUACUGCGCCGGGGGGCCGCGACGGGGCACAAGCAGCCGAGCGCGUUCAAGCGAUCCAAGUCCUUCCGCGCGUCCGUCCGGCUCAUCUCGAAGAUCCGCAGCCACGGGCCCAACGCCCCCCCGGACCGUAGAAAAAGCACCGGGGCCAACAUAGCCAAGGAGCUCGAGACCAAGCUGACCCUCGCCUGCGCCAACGCCUACGAGAACCCCACCUUCGUGGACAGCUCGUUGGACUCGUCCGUGUCGAGUUGCUUCUACCAGCACGACCUCGACAACCAGCCACCAAUACCCAUCCCCCCAUCCCCCCGAAAGAACCCCACCGAGGACGAGUGCAAGCUACCGCUGACCGUCAUCCUCGAGAGCGGACACCCGCCCCCCACGUCUUCCGUAUUCUACGUCGAGCCAAAAGCCGCGGCUCCGAAAAGCGCCGACAACAUCGGGAGAUUCUGGGCCGGUGCCAGAACCGGCAGCUUCCGCGUAACACCUGCCAAAGGGAGAAGUGGCUGCGCGAAGCGGAAGGAAUCGGACGAAAAGGCGAAAAAGAAGAAACAUCAGAAGCAAUCGAGCGCCCCGGGAACAAAGCUGCACGCGCCCCAAGGCAUGGAGUUCCUGGAGAACUUUGGCAAAAAGAAGCACCACCACCAGCAGCAGACAAACAACAACCACCAGCACCGGCUUCGGUUGUCUAGCCUCGCCCCGUCGACGCCAAACUCGCUCAGCAUCCACUUGCAUGCUCUGUUUGCGGCAGUCGAGCAUGGACACGUCGACAAGGCGCGGGCCAUCCUCGAGUCGACGGAUGUCGACGUCAACAGCGUCAACGGCGAUUGUCUCUCGCCACUGGACGUCGCGGUGCUGAGCAACAAUCGGACCCUGGCCAAGAUGCUCGUCGCCUUCGGCGCUCAGGAGGGCAAUAAAUUCAAGUCACCAGAGACACUCGGCAGCCACCUGUCCGCGCUGGUGAGCGAGGCCGAGCACCGGGUCCAGGAGCUGGGCGGCCCGCAUCCCCUCGGCGGUCCCGUGGGCAGCAGCGUCGGCUCGUCCCUCCUCGAACCCCCGGCCAGCGGCGGCCAGAGCCACCGGGGCAGCUUCUCCGCCCAGCACAACAACCUCACCGGCUGCGGCGGCACCACCGAGGACAAGCAGCUCGGCCUCUGGGAGCGCAGGACCCGGGCGCUCCGCAAGAUGCUCCUCGGCUUCGACCAGGCCAGGCCGCCGGACGCGCCUCUCGGCGUGACGGUCGAGGUGACGGGCACGAGCUCGGUGAGCGCGAGGUUCCACGACUCGGAGGCCCCGGAGUCGCCCAUCUGCACCAAGUUCAAGAUCCAGUGGAGCCUCAGGGAGGACUUUGGCUCAUUGGCCGGUGAACGGGAGCUACUCGACGUCAAGCAGAGGGAGUGCCGGAUCGAGGGCCUCCUCCAGGGGCACAGGUACUACUUCAGAGCGGCAGCCGGCAACCUCAAGGGCUACAGCAGGUUCAGGCCAACGACUCCCGGCUGUUUGACGCCGAGCAGUUGGCGGGACGUGGACGGUAGGACGGCGCGCUUCGCCGGCCGGCUGGAGCGGCUGGACAGCUUGUUCGCGGACCUGCGCGGUUCGGAGUACAGUCUCGAGACGCCGGGUCUGCAGCGCAGGAACCACAAGAAGAAGACGACGAUAAAGCAGCUGUUCACGGCGACGAGCAAGUUUCAGAAGAACCUGCGCCGGGGCGUGUUUCUCAGUUGCUUGCUCUACCACGAGGACAAGGUGCUCGUGACCAACGAGGACUUUUUGCCGUGCAUCGAGGUGGACGAGACGUAUCCGAGUUGCACGCACAACGACUUUCACUGGUUGAUGAAGGUCGCGUGCACCUGGGACGACGUCAAAGCGCUCAGGCAGGACAUGGAAAAGUGCCACGGCGGCUCGAGCAACCACUUUCGGAUAAAGCUCCUGCAGGCGGCCACGCAGAUGCAGGCGGCGCUGUGCACCCAGGAUCUCGGUCAGCUGUACCACAAGCCGAUCCGGGACGUGCAGGGGACCCUAGUGUUCUCCACGGUGAACUACGUCCGUUCGCCGAAGCUCGUCUCGGUUCUGAACAGCCGUUGGCUACCGUUGGCCAAGGUCACCAAGAAAAUCAUCGUCCACGAGGACAGCAACGUCGCCGAAAUCCUCAUGGCCAGUAUCCAAGACCAGAUGACGUAUCACCAGGUUAGCGGGAUCAAGUUGUCGCGGGGCCUUUACCUCGGCUACCUCAAGAUGCAAAGCAGCGUCGACUCGAUUCAGGUCGUCGUGCCCGCCAAGUCGCCCAACGUUCUGCCCCACUGCAAGAUACGGGACAACCCUCACGUCUCGGCGGAGGAGUGGGAAUACUUGAAGCAAAUGGCUCGGUUGCAAGCCGUGUUGAGUGUCGAGAACGCUGACGACGUCAAUUGCUUCAAGGUUGGCGACGAUCGUGACGAGGCGGACAAGGAGAACAGGUCGGUCUCGAGCGAGUCGCCGCUCCCGGGGACGGAGCAGCAGAAGCUCUUCAUCGACAUGGUCGCGGCAACGGCUCGGCGGCUCUUCAGCCACAUGGAUAUCAGUCCCGAGGACUCGCUGAACCACCGGCUGUACGACGCCGAGGUGAUCGACCUGACGCCCGAGGUCGCCUUUUUGGUGGCCGUGCCACCACCCGAGACCGCCUGUUCCGUUCCCGGCACCAGGGAGAUGCUCCUCCAGAGGGGCGACCUGCUCUCCCUGCCCGUCCAGGUCUUCGAGAUGGUACACCUGAGCACCUACCAAAAGGACGUGAUGAACCGGUACUCGCGGUUGAGCUGCAUCCUCGAGCUGGACACCGCCCAGGCUCAGCACAACCACCGCGAGGCUUUCAGCUCGUCUGAGCUCACGCUCGCCAAGGACAAGCUCUCGAGGCUCCAGGACCUCCAGCUCCAGGUGAACACGGUGUGGAAGGGCGCCAGGUGGCUCGUCGACGUCAUAACCUUCACUCGGGAUCGCGGGCUCGCUACUUCUUCCUCCUCCUCCUCCUCCUCCUCUUCUGCUUCUUCCCAAACGGUUGCCGGGAUCUGCAUAAGGCAUCUGCUCAGCCUCGAUCGUAACAAGAACAGCGGCGGCUCGAGCAACGGCUUGAAGCGCAGUCUGCUCCAGUUGCCACCGCGUGACCCGAAGCUAGUGAAGGCGAGCCCGGGUCGGGGUAGUUGGCCGGGCCCGAGCGUGGCCAACUCGAACGGCUGCUCGCAGACGAACCUGCUGAGCACCGAGACGUUCAGCAAGAGCGAGCAGCAGCUACCCCGAGGUGGUCCCUACCCGCGCAAGGGCAGCGCGAGUUCAAACUGCUCCUCGGCCUCCGAACCUUACAAGUCGAUCAGCAGCCAGGCGAUGAUAUCCAGCGCAGGUAGCGGUGGCAACCUCUGCCCGUCCAGUUCGGUCAAGCUGCCGCCCUCGCGGUCCGAGGACACCCUACUCAUGGGCAAGUACAGCAGCAGCAGCGGCGGGAGCAGCAGCCGGCCAAGCUCCAGGAGUAGAGGUCCACAUGGCGUUGCCUCGGCCUCCACCAGUCCCCUACUGGGCGUCAAGUUUAUAAGUGGUGGCGGUGGUACGUACAGCGUCACCAGUACCUCGGAGAGCGUGCACUCGAUCAGCAGCGACGAGUACAACCUGGUGGUGGUUGGCAGCAGGAGUACUAAUAAUAGACCACAGCCGCCGAUCAAACUGACCAAGCCCACGGCUAGCGUAGCUGCGAUCGCUGACAAAUCGCAGCUACUGACGGACCACAGGGAUGACGUUGCCACCACCGCUGCGGUGCCAUUGGCGCCACUACCCGGUAUUCUCCAGGUGUACGCGGCCUAUGAGACCGGUCUAGCAUCAGGUACGAGCCUAAAGCUGCACGUGACCGGACGGACAACGGCCCGCGAAGUGGUCGACCUCGUGGUCAAGCAGCUCAACAUGGCUGUGCUUCUGAAGGGGCUCGAGGGUCCCGUCUACCCCCAGGAGGAGCUGGGCAACUUUUGCCUUGUGGCGGUGAUCGGUGCCAGGGAACGCUGUCUCAGGGACGACUUUAAGCCGCUGCAGCUGCAGAAUCCGUGGAAGAAGGGCAGGUUGUACGUGCGACAGAAGCACGACGUGCUGGCCGCCCUGGAACACAGCAGCAAGCACACGGCCUAUCUGUGAUGAUGAGGUGAUCAAUACCUACACUCACAUGCACACACUCCGUCGUAUGCAUUGUUGACAAAAAUUCGAUGUAUUAUUAUAUUACAAUAGGAUAUUUUUCAAAGACGUUAGUUAGUCUGUUGAGCGGUUUUAUUCAAUUGAUUUAAUACUCGGGUGCGUGAAAGGAUGAUGUUACACGGGCGGGUGUACAGUCGACAAACGUAAAUACGUACAGCCAUGAUCUCAAGUUGUGUGCUUUUCAGCAAGUGACACUCGGUAUCGGUGUUUGAACGAGAAAAAAAAAAAUAAAGCGUGUAUUGUCAAUUUCCGAAGCUUCGCUGGUGAAGCGUCGAGUUUUUGAGCGUUUGAAAGAUGAUGAGUGGAAAUAAACAAAAACCGUUAGACUAAUCCGUGUUUUUUAAAAUUUAAAGAGAUGAUUUUAGUAGCUCCUGAAAUGCAUUAUUAAAAAACAAAAUGUAGAGAUUAACCGAUCGUGACACCAAGUAACAAUUAAGCAAUCAACAAAGUACUCUGUAAGCAACACGGCUUUUUGAGCAUGAAUACCUGCUCGCAGGGCACGUUAAAUAUAUACAUAUAUGUUGCGCGAGUGGACUGAACGAGGGAAUGCAAUUUUUUUUCAAUGUUUUAGACACAACGAAAGUACCAAGUUCGAAACUAUAAUAGUAACGUAGCAAUGUCUACAAUUUUUGUUCUUCUUCAAAGAUUCAAAGAGAAUUUUAACUCUGAUCUUAUAUAUACGUGUGUAUUUCAAAGUAGAGGAACAAGUGUAUUACAAUUGAUUUCAAUGACUGAAGGGACCACGCAUUAUAUGAAUCUAAAAAAAAAAUAUAAUUGUCAAACGAUUUUGACAAUUUCGAACAAUGGUAUUUUAUAAAAAGCAGAUCCGUAACGUUACGCUUGAGUUGGGUUUCGAGGUAUUACGAUUGAAAUAUAUAAGUAAAACGAAGAAUAAAGGCGAAAUCGCAUCAGUAAACGAGAUUAUUUUCGCCGUGACGGAGAGUACAUUCGUUAUUUUUGUAAUCGAGAAACUUUGGUUUUUAGCAAUUGUUUUUACACGUGAAAUGGAAAACGCGUGACCAGAGGCUAAGAGUCGAGAGGCAGGAAUAUAUAUAUAUUAUAUACAUAUACAUAAAUAUAUUUUUAUGCUCGUUAAAUUUGACAGUAUUCUGUUGACGAUGAUAUUUUAUAAAUAUACUCGAUCGGCGCAGCUCUUCUGCCUGACGAUUGAGACCAUAAUAUACGUGUAUUCCAAUUCCGGCCAAGUAGAAUUAAUCGUAUUAGAAUAUCAUAGUUUUAGAAACGUGAUCAUUAUUAUUAUUAUUAUUAUUAUUAUCAUUAUUAUUAUUAUUAUUAUUAUCAUUGACAUAACGUCCAUGUUUUCUUGAAUAGAAAAAUCGAACGAGGAGUGGUAUACAUAUAUAUGGUGGACGAGCUGUUGAUCAACUAUUAGCGUUUUUCUGAGUGUUAAUCGAUGUAUUGGGUGUAAAAUAUUCGCGUAGCCUAAGUGUUAUUGAGAAAAGUAUAAAAGAGAAACGGCAGAGUGGAAAAAAUAUACCGCAGUGCUUGCGGUGACAAAAAAAAAAAACAAAAAUGUGUAAACGCGAGAGUCGUCCAGAAUGUAAUAUACGUAUAUUGUAAUGUAUGUACAUGUAGAAUGUAACCUCAGUGAUGCGAGCUUUAGAGGGAUUUACGUCACGAGUCCUCUUUUUUGUAUCAUAAAAAUAAAUAGAUACGUUGUACCAUAGUGUUUGAAAAUAAUAAAUAAAUAAAAAUGCGAGAUGUAUAUUUCGAUGGCAAAAGAAAUAUAGCGCAAGGACGAAUUUCACCUGCGAAUUUGUAUCACAAGUGAGUGGUGCUUAUUAUUGCGAACGUUAGACGCGAACGAAGCAAUUAUAAUACACACACAGCGUGCAAUUAAAUAAUUAGGAAGGACAAAAAAAUACCGAGGCUCCAUAGAUACGUAAGAGUAAGGAGAAAUUAAGUAAAUAGAUAUAAAUCUAGAAAAUUCAAUGUUUACGAGGAAGACGCUCGUCGCCCGGAUGUGUGUACGUAAAAGUAAAAAAAAAAA